Messenger RNA from Pteronotus mesoamericanus, 4124 nucleotides. RefSeq names its product potassium voltage-gated channel subfamily A member 6 (gene KCNA6). Gene Ontology annotation, molecular function: delayed rectifier potassium channel activity; protein binding. NCBI's taxonomy places the organism in Eukaryota, Metazoa, Chordata, Mammalia, Chiroptera, Mormoopidae. Gene Ontology annotation, biological process: potassium ion transmembrane transport; protein homooligomerization. Gene Ontology annotation, cellular component: voltage-gated potassium channel complex; membrane. The record is from RefSeq and is a predicted model, not a curated record. The transcript has a single exon. The coding region runs from base 14 to 1606 and encodes 530 amino acids.
CGGCGGGUAGGACAUGAGAUCGGAGAAAUCCCUCACGCUGGCGGCGCCGGGGGAGAUCCGUGGGCCGGAGGGGGAGCAACAGGAUGCGGGAGACUUCCCGGAGGACGGCGCGGGCGGGGGCUGCUGUAGUAGCGAGCGGCUGGUAAUCAACAUCUCCGGGCUGCGCUUUGAGACACAAUUGCGCACCCUGUCGCUCUUUCCCGACACUCUGCUGGGAGACCCAGGCCGCCGCGUCCGCUUCUUCGACCCCCUGAGGAACGAGUACUUCUUCGAUCGCAACCGGCCCAGCUUCGACGCCAUCCUCUACUACUACCAGUCGGGGGGCCGGCUGCGGAGGCCGGUCAACGUGCCCCUGGACAUCUUCCUGGAGGAGAUCCGCUUCUACCAACUGGGGGAUGAGGCCCUGGCGGCCUUCCGGGAGGACGAGGGCUGCCUGCCUGAAGGUGGAGAGGACGAGAAGCCUCUGCCCUCCCAGCCCUUCCAGCGCCAGGUGUGGCUUCUCUUUGAGUACCCGGAGAGCUCUGGGCCCGCCAGGGGCAUCGCCAUCGUCUCCGUGUUGGUCAUUCUCAUCUCCAUCGUCAUCUUUUGCCUGGAGACUUUGCCCCAGUUCCGUGCAGAUGGUCGAGGUGGAAGCAACGGUGGUGAUGUGAGCAGAGUUUCCCCAGUUUCCAGGGGGAGUCAGGAAGAAGAGGAGGAUGAAGAUGAUGCCUAUACGUUUCAUCCUGGCAUCGCUCCUGGGGGAGUAGGGGCGGGGGGCUCAUCCUCACUAAGUACUUUUGGGGGCUCCUUCUUUACUGACCCCUUCUUUCUGGUGGAGACUCUAUGCAUUGUUUGGUUCACUUUUGAGCUCCUGGUGCGUUUCUCUGCCUGCCCCAGCAAGCCAGCCUUCUUCCGCAACAUCAUGAACAUCAUCGACUUGGUGGCUAUCUUCCCCUACUUUAUCACCCUGGGCACUGAACUGGUGCAGCAGCAGGAGCAGCAGUCGGCCAGUGGAGGGGGUGGCCAGAACGGGCAGCAGGCCAUGUCCCUGGCCAUCCUCCGGGUGAUCCGCCUGGUCCGGGUGUUCCGCAUCUUCAAGCUCUCCCGCCACUCUAAGGGGCUGCAGAUCCUGGGCAAGACAUUGCAGGCUUCCAUGAGGGAGCUGGGCCUGCUCAUCUUCUUCCUCUUCAUUGGAGUCAUCCUCUUCUCCAGUGCUGUCUACUUUGCAGAGGCUGACGAUGAUGAUUCGCUCUUUCCCAGCAUCCCGGAUGCCUUCUGGUGGGCAGUGGUUACAAUGACCACAGUGGGUUAUGGGGACAUGUACCCCAUGACAGUUGGCGGCAAGAUUGUGGGCUCACUAUGUGCCAUCGCUGGGGUCCUCACCAUCGCCCUACCAGUGCCCGUCAUUGUCUCCAACUUCAACUACUUCUACCACCGGGAGACGGAGCAGGAGGAGCAAGGCCAGUACACCCAUGUCACUUGUGGGCAGCCUGCACCGGACCUGAAGGCGGCUGACAAUGGACUGGGCAAGCCUGAAUUCUCUGAGGCCCCCCGGGAACGGAGACCCAGCUACCUUCCCACUCCACAUCGGAUGUAUGCAGAGAAAAGGAUGCUCACUGAGGUUUGACUGAUGCAGGAAGGGCCUGCAUGAGAAGGAUGACCCUGAGCAAAUAAUUUCUUAGGCUUCCCUCUCAUUCUCCACAGCUCUCGUCUGAGCUCCAGGUGACUUCCUGACUUUUUUCCCAACCCCAGUGCAUGGCAUCCAGGACUGAAUACCUGGACUGUCAACCUUGUUGCUUGGUCCCUGCAGCAUUCAAGUUUUAUCCAUUUAAGUGAUAUUUUUGAAAUGCUAAUGGUGCCACCCAUCCAUGCCCAUCUUCUGUUAUGUGGAUGAGAUUUCUGUCAGAUUUUCCUUCAAGGCUCUGAUUUUUCAUGUUUGAGACUUCUAGUAGCUAUAGGUAUGGUGAUGUCAGUUGGAUGGAAACCAGGUUAUACCUGGGUCCUGUUUCUCUCCUUAGUGCCCUUUCCUUUGGGACAUGCACUUGUCUUAGCUUCUGGCCAGGUGGCAACUGGCAGAAGCUGGAAGACAGAGACAGCACUCAUCUUGCUGUUUUAUUCCCGGGCCCUGUAGCACCUGCUGGUCAUCCUGCAGAGGGCCCUUGGGAGAUACAUGUUAUUCAUCUCUAAUCUUGGAUGGAAUUAGAGAAACUACAAUUAAAGUUGGCCGUUUGGAGGGCAGUUAAUGUGAGUCCCAGACCAAAGGGGCCAAUGGAUUCUUCCAGGUGUGUUCUGGCACAGUAAACAUCAGUCUUUGGUCAACAUUUAGUUCCCCACCCCGAUCCCCUGACUCUCUUUAGCUUUCAGGAAGGUUCUUUCUCAGAGCCAAAUACUCUAUGUGCAAGUGCCUUCCUGAACAGAGGAACUAGCAAAAGGGAACCACAGAGCCAGGAGAAAUGGCCGAAUAGAGUCAGGCAAGUAGCAUGUCCACAUAUCUGAAGAGAGGUGUCACUUAAACAGAUACUGUCAUCUCAGAGAGGCAGAGGAAUCUUCUUGCAAAUGGCAGAUUUCUCUCCCUCACUUUCCCCCAACCUCUCUAGCUCUCCACCCUUCUUCUUGGGAAUUCGAUUGAGGAUAGUUGAAGGCUUCCUAAAACAAACUCCAGCUCAAACCUGCAGACAGGUGAAAGCACACAUUGGAUGCUAGUGUGGGGUGCUUGCCAUCUUGUUGGGAAUGGAAUAGGUGGUUUAGAGUAUGGAAGGAGCAUUAUUUCUUUGCCAACAACCACACUGCUCGAGGAUUUUUGCUGAGUCAAGCAAACAUUAGCCUGCCCUGCCCCUUGGAGCUGCAACUGACUAGUUCUAACCGAUAAGGUAAGGUGGCAAGUCACCACCUGGACUAAGCCAUCUCCUCCAUCGUGAAACUUCUGCCUUCCUUCACAUUUCCCACCUCCCCUCAUUUCUCUCUGGGUAACAUUGUCAUUUGUUUGUCGCCUUGAUAAACUGUGAUGUACUGUUCUGAGCUUGUCUGGGUACAGUUCAGAAACCAAAAGGACUGUUAACAUGUUUUUAAUUUUAUAUCUAUGCUUUAAGACUCUUGGAAUUUUUUUUUUAAUUUCCUCGAAGAGCAACUUAUGAGGGACAGCCUUUUGAGGGUUUUCUUGAGAGACACUAUGGCUCCUGGGAGUGCCAGACCUCAAUUUGGAUUUUGCCACAGCUUUACAGGGUAAUUUUGGCACCACCCUCUUUGUGCCUCAGUUUCCCCACCCAUUACAUGGGAACAUUAAUGUCUUCCCCUCCCUACCUCAUGGGGAAUGUUCAAUGAACUCAUCUGGGAAGCUGGGGAUGAUGCUAUGCAAAUGUGUGAAUUUUAGCAAUGGACUUGAUUUUUAGUUUGUUAUCCUGUCUCCCAUCUCCCAUAGGCAAAGUCUCCCCCCAGGGUUACUGCUUUGGAUCCAAAGCCCAAGAAGAGGCCAUUCUGGCCCAUUAGCUCCUUAAAUCCCUUCUUAGUCUCUUGCACUGGCCUGUCUUUCUUCUUACCCUUCAGAAAGGAGGAUGCUCUUUAGGUAGGUUCAGUAGGAUCCUUCCAGGACCAGAGGCCACUUUGAUUGGGAGCUUAGCUUCUCCAAACCUAAAACACAGUAGGAAAUAGAAGAGUUUAUGAUUCAGAAGCCUGCUCUGGGGCCAUAAAGUGCUGCUUUCUCAAAUCUCUUCAGUUACUCCUGGGUAUUUGGGGAAAGGAGAAGGGCCCAGCCGAGGGUAAAUGUUGGAACCUGUAGGCAUGUAUCUCUAUGUGUGUAUGUGAUCAUCUUCAUCACCAUCACUAAUAAAACAUUUCCUUUUAAAGUCAGAGCAUGCCUGAAAGUAAAGGGUUUGUAGAGCGCUGGGCUCUCCAGGGACUCUGGUUGCCAUAGCAACCUUCCAGUCUGUUCUCUCUAUCUUCUGAUUUGGGCAGCAAGGGAGAAAAGGAGACUACAUAUCUCCAGCUUCUGAAAUGGGACACCUCCCCAUAUUGGGUUAGGGACUGGUAGUACCAGGACAGGAAUGUGUGACCUUGAAAAAGCAGGUCCCUAAAACUUGCACUUGGACCUUUCUUCCUGGUUUCUCCACCCAGUCAUCGAAGCUGCCUCAUCUCACUUUUGAUUCUUC